CCCAUGCUGCCUGCACGCCUGAGCCGCCGGCUGCUGGGCCGCUGGCUGCGAGGAUGCGCUCCCGCCGCCGCGCGCCUUGGGCUCCGAGAUCCGAUCCUCGAGGGAUGCGUGGCCGCCGCCUCCCGGUUCCCGUCGGGCCUGGGCCCUGGGUUUCCCCGUGGCCCGACGGCGCCGAGGGAUUACGAAGGAAGGCCUGACGCGGAGGAGCGCUUUCUGUUCCCCGAGUACAUCCCCGAGCCGGACCCCGAGCCGGACCUCCACGAGCAGUUCCGAGAGCUGCAGCGGCUGCAGGAGGAGGAGGAGCGGCUGAAGCAGCAGCGGCGCGAGGAGCGGUGGCAGCAGAAGCUGCGGCAGCAGAAGCUGCGGGUCAGGCACCUGGAGCACCCCGCGGCGGUGCUCCCCGACCCGUCGGUCGCGCCCAGCGGCCUGAACUGCUCGGGCUGCGGCGCGGAGCUGCACAGCCAGGACCCCGGCGUGCCCGGCUACCUACCCGGCGAGAAGUUCCUCCGUGCGGCGGCGCAGGCCGGCGGCGGGCUCUCGCGGACCGUCUGCCAGCGCUGCUGGCUUCUGGUGCACCACCGGCGCGCCCUGCGCCUGCAGGUGAGCCGCGAGCGGUACCUGGAGGUGGUGAGCGCCGCGCUUCGGCGCCCCGGGCCCUCCUUGGUGCUGUACAUGGUGGACCUCCUGGACCUGCCCGACGCCCUGCUGCCCGAUCUGCCCGCCCUGCUGGGACCCAAGCAGUUGAUAGUGCUGGGCAACAAGGUAGACCUGCUGCCCCAGGACGCCGCCGGCUACCGGCAGCGGCUCCGGGAGCGGCUGUGGGACGACUGUGCCCGCGCCGGGCUCCUGCUGCCCCCCGGCCGAAGACGGUCACCUCACGGCGAUAAGGGCCCAGGGGACGAGGAGCAGACUGCAGAUCCGUCGGCCAGGUGCGGCACGGUGCUCAGGGACGUUCGACUGAUCAGCGCCAAGACCGGCUAUGGAGUCGAAGAGCUGAUCUCCGCGCUUCAGCGCUCCUGGCGCUACCGCGGCGACGUCUACCUGGUGGGCGCCGCCAACGCGGGCAAGUCCACUCUCUUCAACACGCUGUUGGAGUCCGAUUACUGCAUCGCCAAGGGUGCUGAGGCUAUCGACCGAGCCACCAUCUCCCCUUGGCCAGGUACUACUUUAAACCUUCUGAAGUUUCCCAUUUGCAAUCCAACUCCUUACAGAAUGUUUCAAAGGCAAAAAAGGCUUAAAAAAGAUGCAGCUAAAACUGAAGAAGAUCUUUGUGAGCAAGAACAAAAUCAACUCAAUCUCUUGAAAAAGCAUGGUUAUGUAGUAGGAAGAGUUGGCAGAACAUUCUUAUAUUCAAAAGGACAGAAGGAUGAAGCUACAUUUGAGUUUGAUGCUGACUCACUUGCCUUUGACAUGGAAAAUGAACCUGUUAUGAUUGCAGAUAAACCCACCAAACAAGUAGAAUUGACCCUAGAGGAUGUGAAAGAUGCCCACUGGUUUUAUGACACUCCUGGAAUUAUGAAAGAAAAUUGUAUUUUAAAUCUUCUAACAGAAAAAGAAGUAAAUAUUGUUUUACCAACACAUUCCAUUAUUCCAAGAACUUUUAUUCUUAAACCAGGAAUGGUUCUAUUUUUGGGUGCUAUCGGCCGCAUAGAUUUUCUGCAGGGAAAUCAGUCAGCUUGGUUUACAGUUGUGGCUUCCAAUUUACUUCCAGUGCACAUUACUUCCUUGGACAAGGCAGAGACUGUUUAUCAGAAGCAUGCGGGUCAUACACUGCUCAAGGUUCCAAUGGGUGGAAAAGAGCGGAUGGCAGGAUUUCCCCCUCUUAUUGCUGAAGACAUUAUAGUAGAAGGAGGACUUGGGGAUUCUGAAGCUGUGGCAGACAUCAAGUUUUCCUCUGCAGGUUGGGUUGCAGUGACACCUCAGUUGCAGGACAGACUGCACCUCCGAGGCUACACACCUCAAGGAACAGUGUUGACAGUCCGGCCCCCUCUCUUACCACAUAUUGUUAACAUCAAAGGAAAGCGCAUCAAGGGUAGUGUGGCCUAUAAAACCAAGAAACCGCCUUCCCUUUUGUACAAUCUGCAGACUAAGAAAAAAUAGAGAAAUUAAUGAAGCCAACCUUGUCCAUGUUGAAUAUUGACUACAUGGAACAUGGCCGUGUACAUAUUGUAUUAGAUAAAGUUACAAUAAAGCUCCCUGCCUCCACACUCUUUACUGCC
This is a messenger RNA of Talpa occidentalis (Iberian mole), 2219 nucleotides long. RefSeq names its product nitric oxide associated 1 (gene NOA1). The transcript has 7 exons. The coding region runs from base 4 to 2100 and encodes 698 amino acids. NCBI's taxonomy places the organism in Eukaryota, Metazoa, Chordata, Mammalia, Eulipotyphla, Talpidae. Gene Ontology annotation, molecular function: GTP binding. The record is from RefSeq and is a predicted model, not a curated record.